UAAUAGGUCGAGUGCUUCGCUACCAGCCAGCCAGUAGUAUCGAGUAUACUACUCACGCCAUCUUGCACUCCUCCGACACCGAGGCAGCUCCAAGCCAUGGCCAUGGAGAAGGCUGCCUCCUCCCUCUUAGGCGGAGGCGGCGGGGAGCCGGCAGCGACUGUGAAAUCUAUCUUCAUAUACCCUAUCAAGUCCUGCAGGGGUCUCGCCGUGUCACAGGCGCUCAUCAUCUCUACCGGGUUCCGGUGGGAUCGGCAGUGGGUGGUGGUGAACGGCAAAGGGCGAGCAUACACCCAGAGGGUGGAACCCAAGCUCGCUCUGGUCCAGGUAGAGUUGCCGCCGGAGGCCUUCGCCGAGGACUGGCAGCCCACGCCCUACGACCACCUGGUUAUCAGAGCACCCGGAAUGGACACGCUGAAGAUACCUCUAGCAGCGGAACACACCACAAUCGAUGAUGUCUCUGUGUGGGAGUGGUCUGGCUCUGCGUACGAUGAAGGGGCUGAAGUGUCUGAGUGGUUCUCCACUUACUUUGGGAAGCCAAGUCGACUAGUGCGCUUCAAAGAAGCAUCCGAAACUAGGCCAACUGAUCCAUAUUACGGCCAAGGCCAAGGUUACAAGAUCAUGUUCACCGAUCGCUUCCCAUUUCUGAUAGCCUCUCAGGGUUCAUUGGACGCACUAAAUGAGAUUCUUAAAGAACCUGUACCAAUGAACCGCUUCAGACCAAAUAUUUUAGUGGAUGGAUGCAACCCAUACUCAGAGGACCUGUGGAAAACCAUAAAGAUAAGGAACAAUUGGAUCUAUACCAUUAAACUGUGUUGAUUAAUUCAGGUGCCAAGCAUUAAUCAAGAGGAUGGAAUACCUGGCACUGAACCAAAUGAAACUCUACAGACAUUUCGGUCCGACCAAGUGCUUCGUCCAAGCCACAAAAAUAAACGACAGGUGUACUUUGGGGUGAAUUUAGUCUGCAAGGAAUCUCUAUCAGGAAAGGACGAAGGAAAGAUCAUCAAGGUUGGCGAUCCAGUUUAUGUUGUGCAGGCAUUCGAUUCUUCUAAUGAAGCCCUAGUCUGAUUCAGGGUUAAAAAUAGUGACAGUGUGUUCAAAAAUCAAAAUAAGUGAGUUUGUUAUGCGCACUGGAGAAACAAAAAUCAGCGGGCUGUUAAAACUGUUAAUGAGACAAUAAAACUCCUGCUGCUGGACAGUAAUUAUGAGUUAGAUGUACCUUCAUCAGGGGUUUAUUUACCUCUAUGAUAUUACAUAGUAUACCUUGUACAUCAGAAUGAUACAAAACAAUAAGUCCCAAAAAGGAAGGUGAGUUAGACGACUUUGUCUAGAUAGGAUGGAAUGGAUGGCUGAUGGAGUCUCUUGUGCCCUAUACAAAAUCAGUGACCCACUGCAAGUUCCUUCAGUUACAUCAGAAAUUCAGAAUAGCAUGUGUACCUCUAGUUUCAAGGAUCUUCCAAAGCCAUUCAGGGACUAUAUCAAAACCAUAUCAGUAACUUAGUGGUUAUUAGUCAAGGCU
Molecule: messenger RNA, 1516 nt
Organism: Zea mays
Lineage: Eukaryota; Viridiplantae; Streptophyta; Magnoliopsida; Poales; Poaceae
Product: mitochondrial amidoxime reducing component 2
Exons: 8
Molecular function (GO): catalytic activity; molybdenum ion binding; pyridoxal phosphate binding
Source: RefSeq, a predicted model, not a curated record